Messenger RNA from Lathyrus oleraceus (garden pea), 681 nucleotides. RefSeq lists its product as uncharacterized. The transcript has 2 exons. The coding region runs from base 1 to 681 and encodes 226 amino acids. The record is from RefSeq and is a predicted model, not a curated record. Lineage: Eukaryota; Viridiplantae; Streptophyta; Magnoliopsida; Fabales; Fabaceae.
AUGUAUCAAAAUUCUGGUAAGGGAACCGAAAAGGUAAAGGAACCAAUCAAUGAUGGAAAGGAAGACGAAAGAGGAGAUGCAAAAGAUAAAGAACCACCUUAUAUGCCUCUGCCACCAUACAAACCACUUAUACCUUAUCCCCAAAGCCUUGUUAAGUCCCAAAAUGAAGGACAAUUCAAGAAAUUUGUAGAACUUCUGAAGCAACUUAAUAUCACUAUAGCAUUCACAGAAGCCAUUACGCAAAUGCCUUCAUAUGCUAAGUUUCUUAAAGGGAUUCUAUCCAACAAGAAAAAGCUUGAGGAUGAUGAAACCAUUAUGCUUACUACCGAGUGUAGCACUAUUAUUCAAAACAACAUGCUUCCUAAACCGAAAGACCCGGAUAUGCUAGAGAACGUUCUCGUUCGUAUAGGACAAUUAUAUAUUCCUACCGACUUUGUAAUAAUGGAUAUAAACAAGGAUUCCAACAUCCCUAUUAUUUUAGGAAGACCCUUUUUAGCCACAGCCGGAGCCAUCAUAGAUGUGAAGAAAGGAAGGCUAACAUUCGAAGUUGGAGAAGAAAAAGUUGAAUUUCUCUUAGCUAAAUUUCUACAAGCAUCAGCUAUAGACGACUCAUGUUGUUUCUUAGACGUCAUCAACGAAUGUUUGAAAGAAAUGGAGAAAGAACCAUCUAAGUAUAGUUAA